UAGUCGGCUCGCCUGGGCGCAGCGAGGAUGGGAGGGUCGCAGUCCCUGCAGCCAGUCCCCGCCAGCGACCUGAGCCUGGAGGCUUCCGAGGCAAUGAGCUCUGACUCUGAAGAAGCGUUUGAGACCCCGGAGUCCACGACCCCUGUCAAGGCUCCGCCAGCCCCGCCCCCACCGCCCCCCGAGGUCACCCCAGAACCUGAGGUCAGCGUACAGCCUCCCCCGGAAGAACCAGGAAACCCAGGAUGCAGGCCUGAGCCCACCCCCGCUCCCGAUGGCCCAGGAAGCAACUCCGUGGAGGGAAGCCCUUUCCGGCCUCCGUCACACUCCUUCUCUGCCGUCUUCGAUGAAGACAAGCCGAUAGCCAGCAGCGGCACUUACAACUUGGAUUUUGACAGCAUCGAGCUGGUCGACUCCUUCCAGACCUUGGAGCCGCGCCCCUCGGACUCUAAGAGCCAGGAGCGCAAAGCCAGUGCGCGGAGGAAGUCCACGGACUCCGUGCCCGUCUCCAAGUCCGCCCUGUCCCGCUCGCUCAGCCUGCAGGCUGGCGACUUUGAUGGUGCUUCUUGCACAGGCCACGCGGAUGCCGCGGCCCCGGCCCCGGACGCCUACGGCUCGGGCUCGAGCAGCGCUUCCAGCACCCUUAAGCGAACUAAAAAGCCCAGGCCGCCUUCCUUAAAAAAGAAGCAGACCGCCAAGAAGCCCCCAGAAACACCCCCCGUGCAGGAGACACACCAGGAGCCAGCCGAGGAGAGCCCCGGGCCCGGCGAGGACGCCGCGGCCGACCCCAAGGCGGACCCAGCGGCGGUGGGGGCUUCUGGGCCAGCCUCGUCGGAAGAGGCAGCCCUCGAGCCCGCCGCCGAGCCCCAGGCCGCCUGCCCCCCGGACUCGGAGGCCGCGGGAGGGGCCGGCGCCCUGCAGAACUCACCCCCCGUUGGGCGGAAAACGGCGCCUCUGGCCACGGCCCCCGGGGCGGCGGAGCUGCCCCCGUCAGAUAGCGGGGGGCAGGAGGACGCCCCGGCCAAGGGGCUUGCCGUGAGGCUGGAGUUUGACUAUUCUGAGGACCAGGGCAGUUGGGACACCCAGCAGGAAAACCCCCCUCCUACCAAAAAGCUAGGCAAGAAGCCGGUGGCCAAAAUGCCUCUGAGGAGGCCAAAGAUGAAAAAAACGCCCGAGAAACUCGACAACACCCCUGCCUCUCCCACCGGCUCCCCCGCCGAGCCCAGCGACACCCCUAUUGCUAAAGGUACCUACACCUUUGAUAUUGACAAGUGGGACGACCCCAAUUUUAACCCCUUUUCUUCCACCUCAAAAAUGCAGGAGUCCCCCAAACUGCCCCAACAGUCGUACAGCUUUGACCCGGACGCCUGCGACGAGUCCGCGGAACCCCUUCAGGCACCCUCUAGGCCCCCCAGCUCACCUUCCAAACCCCCAGCCUCCUUUGAGAUCCCAGCCAGCGCCGCAGACACCAACGGCGUGGAUGGGGAUGGGCUGAGCAAGCCCGCCAAGAAGAAGAAGACGCCCCUAAAGACGAUGGUUGAAGAUGUGAUGUCUGUGUGUUCUCUGUUUGACACAUUUAGGGUGAAAAAGUCGCCAAAACGGUCCCCACUGUCUGACCCACCUUCUCAGGACCCCACACCAGCGGCCACCCCAGAAUCGCCGCCGGUCAUCUUGGCCGUGGUGCACGCCACCGACGAGGAGAAGCUGGCCGUCACCAGCCAGAAGUGGGCGUGCAUGACGGUGGACCUGGAGGCCGACAAGCAGGACUACCCGCAGCCCUCGGACCUGUCCACCUUCGUGAACGAGACCAAGUUCAGUUCCCCCUCGGAGGAGUUGGAUUACCGAAACUCCUAUGAAAUUGAAUAUAUGGAGAAAAUUGGCUCCUCCUUACCUCAGGAUGAUGACGCCCCGAAGAAGCAGGCCUUGUACCUUAUGUUUGACACUUCUCAGGAGAGCCCGGUCAAGUCUCCCCCUGUGCGGAUGUCCGAGUCCCCGACGCCGUGUUCAGGGUCAAGUUUUGAGGAGACAGAAGCCCUUGUCAAUGCCGGGGCGACGAUCCAACAUCCCGUUCCACGAGGGCUGGCCCCCAGCCAGGAACCACACACACAGGUGCCAGAGAAAUCCUCCCAGAAAGAACUGGAGGCCAUGGCCUUGGGCAGCACUGCAGAAGCGAUAGAAAUUACAGCUUCCGAGGGCUCCUUGGCCUCUGCUGACGCCCUCCUCAGCAGGCUGGCUCAUCCGGCCUCUCUCUGUGGUGCGCUUGACUAUCUGGAACCCGACUUAGCAGAAAAGAACCCCCCAGUAUUUGCUCAGAAACUCCAGGAGGAGUUAGAGUUUGCCCUCAUGCGGAUAGAAGCCCUGAAGCUGGCCCGGCAGAUUGCGCUGGCCUCCCGCAACCGCCAGGACACCCAGAGAGACGCUGUUCCCCCCGCGGACGCCUCCAUCUCCAAAAGCGCCUUGUACUCCCGCAUCGGGGCCGCCGAGGUGGAGAAGCCGGCCGGUCUCCUGUUCCAGCAGCCCAGCCUGGACUCCGCGCUCCAGGUGGCCAGAGCCGAGAUCAUAACCAAGGAGAGAGAGGUCUCAGAGUGGAAAGACAAAUACGAAGAAAGUCGGCGGGAGGUGAUGGAAAUGAGGAAAAUAGUGGCUGAGUAUGAGAAGACCAUCGCUCAGAUGAUAGAGGAUGAACAGAGGGAGAAAUCCGUCUCCCACCAGACGGUCCAGCAGCUGGUUCUGGAGAAGGAGCAAGCGCUGGCCGACCUCAACUCCGUGGAGAAGUCCCUGGCCGACCUCUUCAGGAGAUACGAGAAGAUGAAGGAGGUUCUGGAAGGAUUCCGCAAGAAUGAAGAGGUGUUGAAGAAGUGCGCACAGGAGUACCUGUCCCGGGUGAAGAAGGAGGAACAGAGGUACCAGGCCCUGAAGGUGCACGCAGAAGAGAAGCUGGACAGGGCCAACGCCGAGAUAGCCCAGGUCCGAGGCAAGGCCCAGCAGGAACAGGCGGCCUACCAGGCCAGCCUGCGGAAGGAGCAGCUGCGGGUGGACGCGCUGGAGAGGACGUUGGAGCAGAAGAACAAAGAGAUAGAAGAACUCACCAAGAUCUGUGAUGAACUGAUUGCCAAAAUGGGGAAAAGCUAACUUUGAACCACACGUCUGAACUUGACCGUUGCGUGCAAUAUGACCGUCGGCACACUGCUGCCCACCCCGCUGUGAGGACAGGGUGUCUCACUUUUGCGUAUGCACUACUGUAUUUCCUUUCCAAAUAAAGUUGAUUUGAUUGUAUGCAGUACUAGGGAGACCAUCAGAAUUUCUUGCUAUUGGUUUGCAUUUUCCUAGUAUAAUUCAUAGCAAGUUGACCUCAGAGUUCCUGUAUCAGGGAGAUUGUCUGAUUCUCUAAUGAAAGACACAUCGCUGACCUUGACCUUGCCCUUUGCACCUGAGUUCCCAGGGUGAGCGGCUUCUGGAUUUCAUAUGAACUUGUACAGCUUGCACAGGGACUCUUGCCUUAAAGAGCGUAAACUUGAUCUGCAUUUGCUGAUUUGUUUAAGAAAAUGCAUGUUUCCAAUAAAAUUCUCUAUUGUAAAUAAAUUUUUUUCUUUGGAUCUUG
This is a messenger RNA of Condylura cristata (star-nosed mole), 3598 nucleotides long. RefSeq names its product transforming, acidic coiled-coil containing protein 2 (gene TACC2). Gene Ontology annotation, biological process: cerebral cortex development; mitotic spindle organization; cell population proliferation. Bases 28 to 3129 code for a protein of 1033 amino acids. NCBI's taxonomy places the organism in Eukaryota, Metazoa, Chordata, Mammalia, Eulipotyphla, Talpidae. The transcript is spliced from 18 exons. The record is from RefSeq and is a predicted model, not a curated record. Gene Ontology annotation, cellular component: cytoplasm.